Molecule: messenger RNA, 2115 nt
Organism: Mytilus trossulus (common blue mussel)
Lineage: Eukaryota; Metazoa; Mollusca; Bivalvia; Mytilida; Mytilidae
Product: syntaxin-17-like
Exons: 8
Coding region: 36-1034 (332 amino acids)
Biological process (GO): vesicle fusion; vesicle-mediated transport; intracellular protein transport
Cellular component (GO): SNARE complex; endomembrane system; membrane
Molecular function (GO): SNARE binding; SNAP receptor activity
Source: RefSeq, a predicted model, not a curated record
ACACUUCCUGUUUACAUUUUUCAAAAGAAAAUUUUAUGAAUAUUACCAACAUGGGAAGUUUUGAGAAGAACACUAGCUGGACAAGCAGAGAUACUGAGAUCCCAAAGUUUCCUAUUCAAAGGUUGGAACCGUCCAUACAGAAGUUUCUUAAAGUGAUUGAAAUGGACUUGGACAGGUUACAUAAACACAGGCUUAAUAUUGAAAAGUACAGCAGACUUCAGGAUUGGACUAACUUAAACAAAGAACAGAUAAACACAACCCGUACAGUUCAACAAAUCGUGAGCAAUAUCAAGGAAAUAGAAAAAACACGCAGACAGGUUCAGGACAGUGAUCUGCACAAGUUUGACGAAAAAAUUGAAGAUAUGAAAAACACGGCUAUUAGAUCCAUCAAAGAAUUUGCAGAAAUAGAAUCUACAGAAGCAGAGACUCAGCCAGAAUCUCAAGAACAUGAACAUGAUGAUGAAGAAGAUGCAAACCUCAACCAUCCACUCAUGCCAGGUAAACAUUCAGAUGACCCUACCAGAAAAGCCUCCGUAGAACUUGGGCUUGAACAGUUACAAAUUAAUCCUAAAAUCAUUGAAGACACAGAAGCAAUGGAGUCAUGGGAAAAUUUACAUCAAAAUCUAAUGGAGUUAAACACGAUGAUUCAUCAUUUUUCUACUGAAGUUCAUUCACAACAGGAAAAAGUUGACAACAUCCAGGAUAAUUUAGAAACUGCUCAACAAAGUAUAAAUGAUGGGACACGAUCACUUGGCGGGGCUUCAAAAUACAAGGCGGCCAUUUUCCCAAUAGCUGGUGCUGUGAUUGGUACUAUACUAGCUGGUCCUGUAGGAUUAGUGGCUGGAGCUAAGAUAGGUGGAGUGGCAGGGGCUGUUGGAGGUGGUGUUGUAGGUUUUACCGGAGGAAGAAUCAUUAAAUCAAGACAAGAUAAAAUUACAAAUAUUGAAUUGAGCAAUUUAAGUGAGAAAUCAACAGACUGUAGUAGUGAGGAUAAACAAUCUCCGGGGAAUAGUUGGUUGCCAUGGAACUGGUGAAUAGGAAAUGGCUGGUUCCCUUAGAACUGGUGAAAGGAAAUAGCUGGUUCCCAUAUGCAUGGAACAUGUGAAAGCUAUUUUAGUGCUUUAGAAUUUCAUAAGUAUUGCCAUAGGAAUUACAGAUAGGAUUAUAUUAUAUCAUAAAGGGUUAAAUUGACUUUAAACUGCAUAUCUCCUGCUUUCAUUGGUUCAAACUGAGGAUGAAAUAGACUCAUUAUUUUUAAAUGCAAUAUUGAAUUUCAUGUCAUACAUUUAAGAUGUACUUCCUAAAAAUCAUUAGAAAUAUGUUUUGUUUUGCAUUGUGCAGUACUAUAUUCAUUUUUUUCCCAUAUAUCUUCAAAAUGCAGAUUAUUCCAGUGUUUUGUCCACACUGUUUUAAUUUUCUAUUUUCUUGCCAUUUAUUCUGAAUUUCUGUUACUGGUAUUCUCUAAAGAAAGGUUGUGAAUUUCACUAAAUAGUGUUCUGUUCAUGUUUGUAGUAAACCAUGACAUUUUCUUACAUAGGUUGUGCAUUUCAGAGACAUUUCUGUGAAAAUUUUCUGAGGUCCAAGGGUAUAUCUUACAGUUCAGGGAGGACCUUUAUUAACACAUCAUUUCAGGCUAUAUUCAUGAGUGCAAAUAGUCUGUAACAAUUAAAAAAAAUCACAUCUAUGAAUGAAAAUCAUAACUUCUAAAUUGUAUUCUUAUAUGACGUGCUUCUUUCGCUUUGUAAACAACACCGUGAUAAAAUUGUCGAUAUAUCUAUACUAAGCGCAGACUCAGAUAUAUAUAUAUAAUAAUGGAUGUUACAACAUACCUCCCACGUAAAUCCACAUGUAUUGGAACCUAUUAGCAAUCACUUUGCCGAAUUUAUUGUGUUAAAAAUUGCUAUUAAAAAAAAAACUAAGAACUUUUAUUCUUAUUGGGAUGCAUAAUAAAAAAAAAUAAUGUACAAGAGCUUGGAGAAAUCAACCAAAUCAAAAUAAAAUAAAAUUCCGCAAAAGUCUAUUAAUAUUUUUGGCGCAUUGGAGUCAAUUCAAAACAUGACGUCAUACAAAUAAAAAAGCUAGAGUUGAAGGUUUUCCAUUACAUAAACCAUCGAA